AUGGCAGACUUGGAAAACAUGCUUCUUGAGGCAGCCGGUAGGAAGAAUUCCCCGGUGAGAAAGCGAAACAAGGUUCGAAACUCGAGAACGAAACAUGAGGGUGCAUCAUUCUCAGAUGGUGGAAGUGAUGAUUCCAAAGAGGAAGACUCUGAUAAAGUUACUUGUAAUGCAAGCAAAAGGCCAACAACAUGUGCAUCUAAUGUUCCAUUGAAGAAGAGGUUGGAAUUAGAAGUAAGCAAAAGAGGUAAUAAUAAUAAUAAUGAGAAUGGAAACAAAGGAAAAGGAAGUGAUCAAUUGAAAGAUGAAAGAGAAGAUGAUGAUAGCAGUGAAGAAUUUGAUCUUGGUAAUGAUCUUUACAAGAAUGAAGGUGAUAAACAAAGGCUUGCAAAGAUGACAGAACUUGAAAGAGAAAUGAUUUUAUCAGAUAGAGCAACCAAGAAAAGUGACAAAGAGAUAAAAGAUAAAUUCAGAAUGAAAAGGGAAAAUGCAAUUGGAAAACCAAAAGCUUCUUCUAAUUCUAAUCAUUCAUCACCUCUUCCUUCGUCUACCAAGAUUCGUUCAUCGGCUAGACAUGCCGAGAAAACAGCUGCGAAAGGCGAUGUUUUAAGCGAAUUGCGAGCGAAAAGGAUGAAGCAACAAACACUAGACAACAACAAUGGAAAAUCAGAAAUAGGGUCAAGUAGUAGUAGUAGCAAAGGAGCAAUGAAGAAGAAGCAGAAGAUGACAGAAACUAAGUUAGAAAUUAUUAGUCCAAGUAGCUCUAGUCAAAGUGAGAGUACUGUCAGGUCUGAAAGUGAAAGAGAAUCUUCUGACGACGACGGCGAAUUGGUUGACAGUGAUGAUGAUAAGAACAUGGAUGAAUUAGAUAAACCAACAUUUGAGGAUAUAAAGGAAAUUACCAUUAGAAGAUCAAGGCUUGUAAAAUGGCUGAAUGAACCAUUUUUUGAGGAACUAAUGGUUGGUUGUUUUGUUAGAAUUGGUAUAGGAAAAUCAGAAAAAGGACCUAUUUAUAGACUUUGCAUGGUUCAAAGAGUUGAUUGUGGUGACCCUAAGAAACACUAUAAGGUAGAAAAUAGAGUCACACAUAAGUAUCUAAUUUGUGUAUGGGGAAGUGAAAAUUCUGCUGCUAAAUUUCAAGUAGCUGUGGCUUCAGAUUCUUCACCAUUAGAGAAAGAGUUCAAACAAUGGUUAAGAGAAGUUGAGAGAACAUGCAGCCAUAUGCCUAGUAAGCAAAAUGUGUUGGAAAAGAAGGAAGCAAUAAGAAGAACAAACACAUAUGUUUACUCAGCAGCCACAGUGAAACAAAUGUUGGAGGAGAAAAAAAGUGCACCAUCUAGGCCGUUGAAUGUUGCGGUCGAAAAGGAUCGUUUGAAGAACGAGAUGGAAAUAGCGAAAAGCAAAAAUGACGAGGCGUGGAUUGAUAGGAUAAACGCAAAGUUGGAAGAUUUGGAAGCGUCGCGUCGAGCUCGAGAGACCGAUGUUAAGGCUAUUAGGCUUACUGAAAUGAACCGAAAGAAUCGCGUUGAGAAUUUUAAAAGCUUGUCUGAGUAUAGACAGAUGAAUGCAAAUUUGAAAGAAGGAGAGGAAGGGUAUGAUCCCUUUUCUAGGAGGUGGACAAGGUCAAGAAAUUACUACAAUGAAAAUCAAGGAAAAGAGAUUAAAGGAGAAAAAGAUGAAAAUGAUAAGGGGAAAGAAAAAAUUGUUGGUGUUGAGGAAACAAAAGAAUCACUGGAAGCUGCUGCUAAUGCAGGGAAGUUAAUUGAUACUAUUGCUCCUGUGGAUUGUGGAACAGAAUCAAAUAUGUUGCAUGAUUUUGAAUUGUCAAUUUCAUUGGUUGAACUUAAGAGUUUUGGUGGAAAACAAGAACUAAGAAGAAAUGUGUUUUUUGAUAGGAAACAAAAAAUAGAAGCAACAGUUGGUUAUCAAGUUCCUGAAAAUGAUGGGAGAAAACAUGCUCUUACAUUAACCAUUAGUGACUACAAGAGAAGAAGAGGGCUUCUUUGA
This is a messenger RNA of Cicer arietinum (chickpea), 2004 nucleotides long. Its product is annotated as protein RTF1 homolog. Gene Ontology annotation, cellular component: Cdc73/Paf1 complex. NCBI's taxonomy places the organism in Eukaryota, Viridiplantae, Streptophyta, Magnoliopsida, Fabales, Fabaceae. Gene Ontology annotation, molecular function: RNA polymerase II C-terminal domain phosphoserine binding; DNA binding. The record is from RefSeq and is a predicted model, not a curated record.